Messenger RNA from Aphanomyces astaci, 3046 nucleotides. RefSeq lists its product as hypothetical. The transcript has 5 exons. The coding region runs from base 49 to 2766 and encodes 905 amino acids. Gene Ontology annotation, cellular component: nucleus; cytoplasm. Gene Ontology annotation, biological process: protein import into nucleus. Gene Ontology annotation, molecular function: nuclear import signal receptor activity; small GTPase binding. The record is from RefSeq and is a predicted model, not a curated record. Lineage: Eukaryota; Oomycota; Saprolegniomycetes; Saprolegniales; Verrucalvaceae.
CGACUUUGCAAGUGUAGUGGCGAGAGGCGGAAACAAAGUGAGUUUACCAUGAGCAACUGGCAACCAGCUCCUGACGCGCUCAACGAGGUCGUGGCGUUGCUCCAAGCUAGCACCGUCCCCGACAAUGCGAUCCAGCAGCAAUCCUACCAACGCCUGAACCAAUACAGUGUGCAGCCCGAGUUCCACCUGUACCUGUUGCACGUGUUUGCGCACCAUCCCGAGAUCGGCGUGCGACAAGUCGCUGGGCUUCUGCUGAAGAAGAGCAUCAAGAACAUGUACCACAACUUGAGCCCGGACAUGCAGACCCACAUGCGCACGAGCAUCCUGUCGCUUCUCACGGACCCGCACCCGAAAAUCCGCAGCACGGCUGGCCUGCUCCUCACGACCGUCGUGCAAGUGCUCGUGACGUUCGACCAGUGCCCGGAAAUGAUCCCUGGUCUGCUGCACUACCUGCAGGAUGCGGCGAACGAGAGCGGCGUUGAAGGCGCGUUUGGCGCGCUCACGAAGAUCUGCGAAGAUCACGCGGACAAGUUGAACGACCAGCGGCUGGCGUCGCGGCCUCUGGACGCUCUCAUCCCAAUCUUCCUCCAGUACUUCAACCAUCCCCGCCCCGAAUUUCGUCGCGACGCGUUGAACUGCAUGAACCAGUUGAUUCUCAUCAUGCCCACCGCGCUCGACCUCAACAUCGACGCGUUCCUUCAGGGCAUCUCCCAUUUGACCCAAGACACGUCCAGCCCCGUGCGCAAACUGGUGUGCCAGAGCAUCGUGAUCCUCCUCGAAGUGCGCAUGCAAGUUCUGAUGCCUCACUUCACCCCCAUCGUUCAGUUCAUCCUUCACGCGUCAAAUGACCCCGACGAGACGGUGGCACUGGAAGCAUGCGAGUUCUGGUCAUCCAUCUGCGAUCUCCCGCCCGAGCUCUUCAACGACGUCAAGCCGCUGUUGAGUCACGUGCUCCCGCAUUUGAUUCCUCUGUUGCUGUCGCGCAUGGUGUACUCGCCAGAAGACAUUGCCCAAUUCGAGCUCGAAGAAGACGAACAGAACGAAAACGUACCCGACCGGCCUGAAGACAUCAAGCCCAUCUUUCACAAGAGCAAACAUGCCGCCGACGAUGACGCAAGCGAUGACAACGACAGCGAUGACGAAGAAGAUGACACGGGGGACGACGACGUCGAGCAGUGGAACCUCCGCAAGUCCGCCGCCGCCGGCCUCGAUACCCUCAGCCACUCGUUUGGGGUGGAUAUCCUGCCCAUUCUCCUCCCGCUUCUCCAAGAACGCCUGGCCAACACGGGCGGACACUGGGCCAUCCGCGAGUCGGGCAUCUUGGCCCUCGGCGCCAUCGCCGAAGGUUGCAUGGACGGCGUCGUGCCCCAUCUCCCGACGCUCUUCCCGUAUCUGCUCACGCUCAUGAAUGACCCCGCGCCGUACAUUCGCAGCAUCACGUGCUGGACACUCGGCCGAUAUGCCAACUGGGCUGUGUCUCUCAACGACCACGAAAACGUACUCAAGCCACUGAUGACGUCCAUGCUGGAGCGUGUAUUGGACGGCAACAAAAAGGUGCAGACGGCGGCGUGCUCUGCGUUUUGCACGCUGGAAGAAGAGGCGGCGGACGACUUGAUCCCGUACUUGGCGCCCAUUUUACACAACUUGAUGUACGCGUUUGGGCGGUACCAGGCGCGGAAUUUGCUCAUUUUGUACGACGCAAUCGGGACGCUGGCCGAUUCCGUGGGCGAAGCCCUCAACUACCCGGACCUCGUCGCGGUGUUCAUGCCGCCGUUGAUUGCCAAGUGGCAUGCAGUAGCAGACGACAACGCCGAGCUGUUUCCGCUCCUCGAGUGUCUGACGUCGAUCGCGUCGGCGCUUGGCCUCGGGUUCCAGGAGUACGCGCGCCCCGUGUUGGACCGAUGCAUCCGGCUCAUCGAGACGGGACUGCUGUCGUCGGCAUUGGCGACGCAUCGCCCCCAAGACGUCGAGCCCACAGACCCAGAGUUCAUUGUGUGUGCGCUCGACUUGGUCUCUGGGAUCGCCGAGGGGCUGGGCGCCAACAUGGAAGGACUGAUUGCCCCCACGAAUGUGCUCAACUUGGUCGUCGAGUGCGUGCGCUUUCCCCUACACAACGUCCGCCAGAGCGCGCUGGCGGUCAUGGGGGAACUCGCCAAGAACUGCUUCUCCCUUGUCGGCCCCCAUGUCCAAGACAUCGUGCCGCACCUCCUGCGCAACAUUGAGCCCGACUACCCCUCCGUGUGCAAUAACGCGAGCUGGGCGUUGGGCGAGAUUGCCGUCAAGGUUGGCGCCGACAUUGGGGCGUUCGCCCCCGACGCGAUUAACCGGCUGGUCGCGGUGCUGGGGUACCAAGACCCGCGGCCGACGCGCAGCUUGCAAGAGAACUGUGCGAUUACGAUCGGGCGGCUGGCGUACGUCGCCCCCCAAGCCCUCGCCCCCCUCUUGCCGCAAUUUGCGAGCUUGUGGUUCAAGACGCUGCGGGUGUUGCAAGACGGCGAAGACCGCGAAGUGGCGUUCACGGGGCUGGUCAAGCUGGUACAGCUCAACCCGUCGGGGAUUGUACAGGACUUUAUGCAGCUGUGUGUGGCAUUUGCUUCGCUGGAAGACCGAAAGAAGGACGGGUACCAGAUCAGCGAAGGGCUGCACGAGAUGCUCCAGCAGAUCGUCCAGGGGUUCAAGCGUAGUCUGGGCGACCAAUGGCCCGCCUACUACGAGAGCUUUCCCCAGCCUCUGCGGGACAUCAUCUCGGCGCGGUACCAUGUGUAACCAACCAGCUACCGCCCCGGUAUCCCCCCCUCCAGGCAUAACAACCCCCCCACGGUGUCACCUUGGGCCACAGUAGCAGUAGAAGACCAAAGAAGGUCUGUUCGUAGGUAGAUAGGUAGGUAGAUAGGACGUCGUAGUAUGUAGGUGUAGAGUAAGUAGCCACGGGGUGGCAGGUUGUGUCCGAUGAUGGGGCAGCAACAACCCAAGUAGUCCAAGUAGGUUUAGUACUUGUAGGACAGUGAAACCAAUGGAAAUACGAAAGAAGGGUGUCCAUUGUUGA